GCACUUUCCAUUUCGUUGCUUAUGUGUGGUUCAAUCACUCAUUCAUCUGAGGAAAGCCGUGCAGUCAAGUGAGUCCGACAAAAACGACUAGAACAUUCGCCCACCUUCCAUCCAUCCAUCAAUCCCCCCAUCCCAUGUGUCGAGACGUACGUCCAGUCAGACAUGCACUAUCCAUCACAUACAUACCAGGGCCAGGCGACAGCCAUCCAUCCACGCAUCAAACUCCUCCCGCCCCUGUCUGCCACCCAAAUGUGUGCGCCUCCGCACCUCACGUCAGCUGCAGCGACCUGAAUGUCUCCCUGCCGUCCCGCCCCUUCUCGACCGACCCCACCGACCCCCACACCACCGCAGGCACAUCCUUCUUGAAGCCGUUGUCGAUCUCCCCCGCCAGCCCGCACUUGGCCGCCUCGUCCAGGAUGGCCCGCUGCACCACCUGACGCAACUCCAUCCGCUGGCCACCCACACCGCCCAUCACAAAGCACUGCAGCUGCGGCACCGUCAUCUUGAGGCGCUUGUCGCCCUUCUGCUCAUGCCUCGUCCCACCCACCACCCCUCGGUUGCUGCUGGCCUGGUGCAGUGCCGAGCGCACCAAGUGCUCCGCUGCCGCACACACACGGCGGGCCAUGUCGCUGUUCCGCACACCGAUGGCCUCACUGACGGCAUCCUGGGCGGCGUCCAUGUCGAAGAGGAACGACGCAAUGCGCCAGCCGAAGAUGGGGGCCUCCUGCGGGCCGACGGCCAGCCGGGGGGUCAGGAGGGCCGCGAGGGAGCGGUGUGGGGCGAGGGCGGCGUUGACGGCCGCCAUGACGUCGUCCCGCAGCUUAUUCAGCACCGUGGUGUACUCCGUCAGCACCAGCUGACGCUGACGGCGACGCUCCUCCGUGUCUGUGGGGAUGAGAUUGAUGUCUGCCCCCACCCGCAGCAGGCUGCGGAUGGUCAGCUCCACGUUGUCAAUCUCGGCGCGAUACCGCUCCUUGGUGUCCUCGAGCGUCUCCGGAUGCUGAAGCCGUUGGGUGCAGCGAUCGAGCUCCUCGGCAGCUAUGGCCAGGGGCGUGUUGUCGUCCUGUCCGUCGAUCUGGUCAGCGGGGAGCUUGCGGCAGAGGUAGUCGGCCACAUAGGGAGAGCCAUACGCUGCCGCGUAGUUCAGUGGCGUCCAUCCAAUGCCGUCAGCUGCCGUCAUGUCGGCCCCGUUCGCCGCUAUGAGGUCGAGGUAGCUGUCGAUGAAGGGCUGGGGAUAAUACCCUUUCGCCCGCUCGGCUGCCUCGUGCACCAGGUUGAAGCCGUUGGCCCGUUCGGUGGCGAGGGUGGGGUCUCGUUCGAUUAGUCGCUCAUACAUCGACAGCAGCAGCUGCAGAUACUCCGGGGGAGGCUGACGCAGGGGACGGGGCAGCUCCAUCACCAUGUGUGCGCCUGCUGCGCGCAGGUCGAUGUCCUGUCGAGCCAUGAGCAGGUCGAAUGCCAUUCGGUUGCCCAGUGCGAUCGCCACCCACAAGGGCUUGCUGCCAGUGGCGGCGUCAUCGUCUGCUGCGUUGAUGUCGGCGCCUCCGUCGAGCAGUGCGGUGAGGAUCUCCGCCUGCAGCCCAUCAGACGACCACGAUGGCACUGCCAGGGCCACGAAACGGCAAGCAUCGUCUCCUGCUUCGAUUUCCGCCGGGACGGUGUAGUCCGACUUGUUGUCGAUGGCGAUGGCGAGGAGCGGGUAGCGGAACCCACGAUGCUUGCUGCCCUCCCUCCUUAGUCGAGGCUUGAUAUUGGAGUUGGCUCCCUGUUCGAUGAGAUCGGUCACGUGCUGUGCGCUGGGGAUGGUGCGGCCGAUGACGCCCAAUGCCAGCGACUUGGCAACGUCGCUGGUGCCGUAAGGGAAUCGAGCUUCGAUGUCAUUGACGCCCAAACAGCCGUCUGGCACGUCGACUGUGGUGGUUGGCACCACCGCGUGACCUGGUGGGACACACACAGCCAUCAGACGACGCACACCGAGAACGAAUGCAUGUAUGGGCCCGCACCUUCCUCCCUCUCAUGUGUCUGUCGGUCUGGCGUACCUUCCUCCUCAUAGCCAUCGUCAUGACCGUCGCUGUCUGAGUCACUGUCGUCGUCCCCCUCACUGUCAUCGAUCUCGUCGUCUUCUUGGUCUUGGUCUUCGUCCAGCAUCCCUCCGUCGUCACUGUCGUCCUGCAUACCACCGCCCUGACACAGCGACACAGAGACAAGGGGAGGACAGCCAGGUGACGAGCGUCACACGGACGGACGGGGUGUUCGCGAAUGAAUGCCUCACCGAUUCGCUCCCAUCGGCCAUCACACCGCCCUCCUCAUUGUCCUCGCCUGAACACAAUCAACCACAGGCACACACAUCGACCCAAAUCAAUUGCUGCGGGUUCGGUGCUGACCGUCAGGCUCGUCGCCGCUCUGGAGUUGCUGCACGGCGUCGACGUCCAUCGGGGGCUCCGCGGCGUCCUGCUGCUGCUGCUCAGCUGCUGCUUGUCGUGCGGCCAUGGGUGGGGCUCGGUGGUGAACAGAGAGAGGGUCUUGCUGCCGCCUCUUGACGACCUGACAGUGACACGCGCACAAUGAGAAAUGAAAGCCCUUCCUUCAUUGACGACGCCCUUGCUCCUUCCCGCCUGCCCACGUACCAUCUCGUGUCCUGUCCUCUUCGGACGGGCCCUCACCACACAGAUUAAACUGCUCAGAUCUGCCGCCCUGGACCUACAAAUCACGAUGAGACGGAAACUGGGGCGUGGUGAAGAGGUCGCCUGGUCGCUCCACUGCCACUGAUCUGCCAAAAAGGU
Molecule: messenger RNA, 2783 nt
Organism: Vitrella brassicaformis
Lineage: Eukaryota; Vitrellaceae
Source: the annotation of a GenBank genome assembly